This is a messenger RNA of Rhodotorula graminis WP1, 1223 nucleotides long. RefSeq lists its product as uncharacterized. Lineage: Eukaryota; Fungi; Basidiomycota; Microbotryomycetes; Sporidiobolales; Sporidiobolaceae. Bases 144 to 1166 code for a protein of 340 amino acids. Gene Ontology annotation, biological process: removal of superoxide radicals. The transcript has 6 exons. Gene Ontology annotation, molecular function: thioredoxin-disulfide reductase (NADPH) activity. The record is from RefSeq and is a predicted model, not a curated record. Gene Ontology annotation, cellular component: cytoplasm.
CCCAGCUCCGCGCGCGCAAGCCCUUGUUCAAGCUGUUCCGCACAGCCCUCGUACCGACCACGUUCCGCCAGUUGCCCAAGCGCAUCCUCCCGCAGCUCGCCGCCGUCUCGUUCGCCUCGUCCUUCUCGUCAACCUCUCUCGCUAUGGCCCCUAUCGAAGUCAACGGCGGUGCCGCCGCUGAGAAGCCGUCCAACCACAACAAGGUCGUCGUCAUUGGCUCUGGCCCGGCAGGCCACACCGCGUGCAUCUACCUCGCGCGCGCCAACCUCAAGCCCGUCAUGUUCGAGGGCAUGCUCGCCAACGGCUUCGCGGCCGGCGGUCAGCUCACGACGACCACCGACGUCGAGAACUUCCCCGGCUUCCCCGAGGGCAUCCGCGGCCCCGAGAUGAUGGACCUGUUCCGCGCCCAGUCGCUGCGCUUCGGCACGACGAUCCACACCGAGACCAUCUCCAAGGUGGACCUCUCGUCGCGGCCGUUCAAGUUCUGGCGCGAGGGCGCCGAGCAGGAGGACCCCGAGACGGCCGACACGCUCAUCAUCGCGACGGGCGCCUCGGCGCGCCGCAUGAACUUGCCCGGCGAGGAGACGUACUGGCAGAGCGGCAUUAGCGCGUGCGCCGUGUGCGACGGCGCCGUGCCCAUCUUCCGGCGCAAGCCCCUCGCCGUCGUCGGCGGCGGCGAUUCGGCGUGCGAGGAGGCCAUGUACCUCACCAAGUACGCGUCGCACGUCAACCUGCUCGUGCGCCGCGACGUCCUGCGUGCGAGCAAGGUCAUGGCCAAGCGCGCCAUGAGUCACCCCAAGAUCACGGUCCUGUGGAACACGGUCCCGCUCGAGGCCAAGGGCGACGGCGAGGUCCUGACGUCGCUGCGCGUCAAGGACACCAAGACGGGCGAGGAGCGCGACCUCGAGGCCAACGGCCUCUUCUACGCCAUCGGCCACGUCCCCGCCACCGAGCUCGUCAAGGGCCAGGUCGAGCUCGACGCCGACGGCUACAUCCUCACCAAGCCGGGCACGAGCCAGACGAGCGUCAAGGGCGUGUUUGCUGCUGGUGACGUCCAGGACAAGAUCUACCGCCAGGCCAUCACGAGCGCCGGCACGGGCUGCGUCGCGGCGCUGGAAGCCGAGCGCCUGCUCGCCGAGGAGGAGGUUCCGGGCGCCGACGACUAAUCUAGACGUAUCUCUCUCUCUUGCAUGCAACCAUCUGUGCGUUUCCUAGACCUCUUU